Ostrinia nubilalis (European corn borer) is the source of this 2288-nucleotide messenger RNA. RefSeq lists its product as uncharacterized. The record is from RefSeq and is a predicted model, not a curated record. NCBI's taxonomy places the organism in Eukaryota, Metazoa, Arthropoda, Insecta, Lepidoptera, Crambidae. The coding region runs from base 83 to 613 and encodes 176 amino acids. The transcript is spliced from 2 exons.
GUUCUCGCGCACUCCGCACGUUCGUUAUAUCGUUGUAUUUACUCGUACUCGUAUUGUUCGAAGUGAAAAGUUUCGUGAAAGAAUGGUGUUGGCGGACUUCUUGACUGAGACCAGAAGGCGGUGGUUAAAGGCCUUCAAACUAUUCAAGAGGAGCAGAUCCCGCAAGGGCACUCGUAAUCGGGUGUCACCAGCCCUAGUGCGGUCCCCUUCCUACAGCGGGACCGUCGACGCUCGCUCCGAGAUCGACCUGCAGCGCUUCUGUGCUUGCCGCGCCUCGCUGCCCCCCCUCAGCCUCGCCCAGGAGUCCUUCGAGAACACGUCAUACUAUAGCAGCUACAACAGCUACAGUUCUCGCAACGAAUCCGAAGACUCCAACUUCGAUGGCGCUAGAUCUGAUUCAGCAUAUGACUCGGCUAGAAGCAGCCCAUCAAAUCACCGAGCGCCGGUCUGCUACGCCACAGUUACGUAUUUCAACGUUAAUGACAGCGAGGACAGCAGCAGCAUCAGGACAGAAUACACGCUGUUGGACUACGAGGCUGAUGAUGAUGAGCCUGAGGACGAGAGGACGCAGAACAUGAUCAACGAAAGCAUCGAGCUCGUUAGUACGUUAUGAAUUGAGAGCGAAGAAAGUACGCGUUUAGAAUCUAUCUAGGUAUGAUGUGAAGAAUUUUUCCUUUUCUUCUACUUACGGAUUGACUGGCUAAGGGAGAUCUUGUGAAUGUUAACCUGGAUCAGGGUUAUGAUGGGUGUUUCUAAGUAGGUACUCUUUGUUUUAAGUUCUUCGAUAGAAACUUUGUUGUGUGUUAGAAGAGUUAAAAUACCAAAAAUUGCAAACAAUUUCCCGCUUGUUGAAACUAUAAAUUAAGUACUUAGAACUAAACAAUCAGGGUUUUCCCUGUUUUCAACAUUGAUUAUUAUCAAAGUUCAAAACUAUUCAUACUUCAUAAUUUGUUUGGGCUUUCGGGUGGUUUCUAUAUAGUAUGUUGGGAAAAUUAAUAUUUGUUUUAGUUCUAAUAUUGAUUGGUUUACCUACUUGUUUUACAAUUAAACUUUUAAUGAGCGAGAGUGAGAGACUUAGUAAUAUGGUUUCAGAAAAACAGAAAAACAAGAGCCAAUUUAAUAUUAUUGUAUAUUUUUUGUAAUACACAGCACGUUUUGAAAAUUAUUAUCAAGCUUUGAAUGCUUGAAAGUACCUAGUAAAUGUUCACCAAAGUCACUUGAAGCAUUUUGACUUUGAAUUUAUUUGUGUCGAACGCUGUCUGAAUACUUAGUUCGACACAUUUUCUUAACAUAAUAAUAAUUUAUAAUAUUGUUGCGUUAUGAGAAUACAAAUAUCUAAAUAUACAAGAUUACGAGACAUUAUUUGAAAUUUUGUUUCACUAUUGUGAGUUAUUUCAAUAAGUACCAAAAAUAUUUGCCAAAACUGAUAUUUCAACUGAAACCUGAUCCUACGUGUUAGUAAUUUCAGAUCUCUAAUAUGUAUUGUAACAUUCGAAAGCGCUUCGCUACAUCCGCUUUGUACAGAAUAAAGGAUUAUCGAAACUAAAUCUAUGCCGAAUGUUACAUCGUGUACUUUACAGGCAUGUGUACCAAAGCCUAUGUGAUAAGAGUAUUUAUGUAUGGUUAGAUAUUAGAUGUUUAUGUCUGUUGAUCUCAAGAAAAUUAAUUUUAUUAGCAUGUAAGUUCAAAUGUAUAGAGUCGGGCUCAAAAAUAUGUGGUAAGAAAAUAAUAGUUUAAAGUUACUAAUCUAAAACGCAGUCUUGUUAUGUCAAAAUGUUGUACGAAUUCGUUUGUGAUUUUUCUAAUUCUGAACGAUUAACUUUUGUACGUGUGUUUGAACCAAUUUGUUGGCUCUAAAUUGCUAAUGGAAAAUUCCGAAUAAAGCCUACCAAAGACGCUAGAGAAAACAAAACACGUCAGCGUGGUAUUAUAUCUUGUUAACGAACGCAGAAGCAUGUUUACAUUUUUUUGAGACCGACUGUAUGCAAAUUCAUAUGUAAAUAGUACACACCGAUUUGUUGCCACACAACGAUUGAGUUCACAUGUUUAUCCAAAUGUUCUAGCAUUGUAACCAAAGAUAAUAUUAUUCUAUAUUGUAACAUACAGCUAAAAUAAUUUCAGAAAACUUGGAAAAUCUAAUAGAUUUUUAGACUAAAAGUUUAGUGUAAAAAUAUUACAAAUCCGAGUUUAAUUUAUCAUUAAGAUCUUUAGCAUAAGUUAUUAGUGAUAAUAAAUCUUUAAAUGUAUUUAUUCAUAUUGAAUGAUCAUUAAAAGUUGGAUAUUUUAAU